Messenger RNA from Oncorhynchus gorbuscha (pink salmon), 1380 nucleotides. Its product is annotated as myosin light polypeptide 6-like. The record is from RefSeq and is a predicted model, not a curated record. NCBI's taxonomy places the organism in Eukaryota, Metazoa, Chordata, Actinopteri, Salmoniformes, Salmonidae. Gene Ontology annotation, cellular component: myosin II complex. The transcript has 6 exons. Gene Ontology annotation, molecular function: structural constituent of muscle; calcium ion binding. Bases 16 to 651 code for a protein of 211 amino acids.
UUCCGGACUCCAGCAAUGGCCCUUAAAAGAGAACCGUCCAUUAAGAAGUCUCCAUCGCCUGUGGCCCAGCAGCCCAGACUGGGGCCUCCUUUCCCCUGCCUGCCCUCAGCUAACCUUGCCCAGCCAAGGUCAGCUCCAGAGCAGAGACCCAGGAUGCUGCGACCCUCUGACUCUCCAUUUGACCCCAGCACCAUGGAGAUUGAGUUUAACCUGGAUCAAAUACACGAGUUUAAGGAGGCCUUCCUCCUCUUCGACAGAACCGGUGAUGGAAAGAUCAGCUACAGUCAGUGUGGUGAUGUCAUGAGGGCGUUGGGACAGAAUCCUGUCAACUCUGAGGUCCUCAAGGUCCUGGGCAACCCCAAUGCUGAAGAGAUGAACCACAAGAUGCUCGACUUUGAGCAGUUCCUUCCUAUGCUGCAGGCCAUCGCUAAGAAUAAGGACCAGGGCUCCUUUGAGGAUUUUGUUGAGGGACUGCGUGUCUUCGAUAAGGAGGGCAACGGGACUGUAAUGGGGGCAGAGUUACGGCACGUCCUCACCACACUUGGGGAGAAGAUGACGGAGGAGGAGGUAGAGACACUUCUUACUGGACACGAGGACGCUAAUGGCUGUAUCAACUAUGAAGAACUCGUCCGGAUGGUCAUGAGCGGUUGACGAUUAAGAAGAAACAUUCCUUUUUCUUUGUUAGUUUAUUUCACCCUGUUUAUUUCUGUUACAUAUUCAACUAGCUUCCAUCCCUCUCCUCCUGCCUGGUCCCUUUAUCGUAUUAUGUCUUCAUGUCCUUUACAGUCCCACGUUCAGACCAUGGUGACCCGAGCUAUGUUGACCUGAGCUAUGUUAAUGGCCUGGGCUCUUUCAAUUAAGAAUAAGACCAACUUGCAUGUAACUAGAUGCUUGUGUGCUGCUGGCGUGACCUGCAAUAACAUUCCCAGAUACAAACAAUUCAAUCUGGUUCCAGAUCUGUUUGAUGUCUUGGGACCAGGCUACUUAAUACCUACACUUGGACAAUGAUUAUUGUGAUACAAUACAUUGCUUAGCUGAGUCAGUGGGAAGGGACCGCGUUGUGGUGGGUGACCAAUUACCUAUUACUGUUAGCCUGGGUCCCAGACCUGUAUGUGCUGUCUUGCCAACUCUGUCAUUGGCAUGACAUUGACAGCCAUGUAGUUGGCAAGACGGCACAAAGUGAUCUGAGACCAGGCUAGCGACGUCCUGCUUUGGCUGGUAAUGUCUCCCUUCCUAUUGCUAUGCAAUUUGUUAGUCAAUAUGUAUAUGAAGCCAUACAAUCAUGCUGAUGUACAAAUGCAAUGUUCAGUGGAUUUGUUUUAUUUUGUUUUCUCCCUUUUUUGUUGCAGCAUUCAAAUAAAAUAUUUUUGAAAACUGAAA